UAGAGGCCUAUAACACGUGCCCUGUGGCUGCAAAAAGCCCCUUGCUGUCACCUUCGUCUCGAGACAUGUGAACAGCCUGGUACCUUGAUUCUGCACGGAUACAACGACGACGGAAUCGUCCGGAUUACUCCCAGAGGCCGUUCCGACUAAAAUUCUUUCCCAGGCACAUGCCCCGUGCCUGGGUUCCUACAUUCGCCCGUUUCUCUCGCUACAUCCUCGUAAUUAAGUCAGCCGGUUUCAGUCAAUCACGCUGUUUUCACAUUACAGGCCAAACGAGGCUGCAGUUGUCCAGCUGCCUCGCUGCAGAGGCGGUCAACGAGAAUAGAUUUCGCGCCAAAAUUUGGAUGAAUAUGGGCGGCUUCGGUUACAGUCUUCGGGGACAGCGAUACAGCUGUCCUGCUGAUUGCAGUGUUCCAGCGCGUGUUGCUGGCGUUUGCUUCUCCGGUCUUGGGUUCGUGCUUGCUCGUAGGUAGAUACAGUACGGAAUAAAUGGCGAUAACUAGUAAAACAGCGGGGUGAGCCACCGUGCAGAAAGCCUCUGACA
Molecule: messenger RNA, 544 nt
Organism: Lindgomyces ingoldianus
Lineage: Eukaryota; Fungi; Ascomycota; Dothideomycetes; Pleosporales; Lindgomycetaceae
Exons: 1
Coding region: 168-473 (101 amino acids)
Source: RefSeq, a predicted model, not a curated record